ACAGUGUCCCCCACCUUUCUCUAUCACAAAACCCCAUCAGCGUCCAUCUCUCUCUGUCUCUCUCUGAAAUUCUCCAGCCAUGGCUCUGUUUCGCAGCCAGAAUCUUAGCCUUUGGAUCUCAAUGAUCUUGUUUUUGGGUUUUUGUUCUUGUUUUUGCUCUAAUUCUAAGGACGAUUCUUCAAUUCAUGAGCUUCUUCGAUCCAUGGGGCUGCCGGCGGGGCUUGUGCCGAAGCAAGUGAAGUCUUACACAGUGGCUGAAAAUGGUCGGUUGGAAGUGUUCUUGGAUGGUCCAUGUAUGGCUAAGUAUGAAAACAGAGUGAUUUUUGAGAGUGUUUUUAGUGCAAAUCUUAGCUAUGGGAGCUUGAUUGGAGUGCAGGGAAUGUCUCAAGAAGAGCUUUUUCUAUGGCUCCCUGUUAAAGAUAUCAUUGUUAAUUAUCCUACCUCCGGUGUGGUACUCAUCGACAUUGGUGUCGCUCAUAAACAGCUCUCUCUGUCCCUCUUUGAAGAUCCUCCUGAUUGUAGUAUCCCUCAAGCUGCGUUCAGGAAUCAUCUCAGGAACCAAAGAGCCUUUGAAUCUCUUAGAUAAGAGAGCCAAA
Molecule: messenger RNA, 596 nt
Organism: Cucurbita moschata (crookneck pumpkin)
Lineage: Eukaryota; Viridiplantae; Streptophyta; Magnoliopsida; Cucurbitales; Cucurbitaceae
Exons: 2
Coding region: 80-586 (168 amino acids)
Source: RefSeq, a predicted model, not a curated record